GUGAAGUGAACCCAGUGUGUGUGUUGAGGAUGAGAGGGGAGACGUCGUACAGAAGAGGAGUGUGUUACGAUUAUCUGUAUCCAUUAUUAUUAUAUGUAAACGACAGAAAAUACUAAAGUGAAAGGAGGCAAAUGGAAAGCGAUGGCCAGCGAGCGAAAUGGACUAAAACGCGUUUUGAAAUCAUGAAAACCGGCCAGGUAAAAUUGUGCGCAUCACUGUGCAUGUGUCUCGGAAUAUUUACCUGGAUAGGAAAUAUAAAGUUGGAUUUUUGGUCAGCAUAUGUGCAACAAGCAACCGAACAGUCUUCCGAAGUUUUAUUCUCGGUUGCAAAUGAGCAAAGGCAGGCGCCAGUGAGUCUUGGGUUGCGCGAUAACAAAAGUUUUAACAUUUCAUCUACUAACACAAAACUGUAUAACGUUAUUGAACAGCGAGUGUUCUGGAGUGCGUGGCUGGACAGUUAUUCGACGGCUGUUUUCGACGAGGAACACUAGAGGAACUGGAGAGAGCAGGCUCGGGACGCACGGGUAGUUUUACUGGAAGCGGGUUGCGGCAGAUCCACGAACCGCCUGGCCACGUUCGCUGAUGGUACCAGAGCAUGUGUGCGAUACGGCAUCGACCCGGACCAGGUUCUAGGCGAAACUCUGUCGUAUUAUCUGGCGACGUUACUUGGGAUUUCCAAUCUUCCGCCUUUGGCUCUCUCCAAACUGGACAUGCCCGGUGAACAGUGGGCAGCCGUUAGACAAAACAUCGAGGCAUUAGAAUGGUCGCCAAAUGCCAUUGUGUCUCUCACGAAGUUCAUACCAAACGUAACCGGAGUGUUUAUUCCCUUACCUUUACGAAAACAGCAAGGAAGAAGUCUACAACUCUCCCCUGAGACUGUGUCCAAUAUGACAAUACCAAAUCUGGUAGAACUAAUGCAUUGGACUGAUCUAAUUGUAUUUGACUAUUUAACAGCCAACUUCGACCGAAUUGUAAGUCACAUUUUCAGCCUCCAGUGGGACAAGCGCGUAAUGGACAGGGCGACCAGUAACCUUCUGAAAACGACGAACGGAGAUUUGGUUUUCAUUGAUAACGAGGCAGGGCUUAUUCACGGAUACAGGGUCCUCGAUCUGUGGGAACGUUAUCACAAAAUACUGCUGAGUUCGUCGUGUUUAUUUAGGAGAAGCACAGCCCGGCGCAUAGCUGAGAUGAAGCGCUCCGGUAACGCCGCAAAGUUGCUCUUUGAACUGUACCUCACAAAGGAACCCCUUGCACGUGAGCUGGGGUCUCUGUCAGAAGAGCAAGCACUCACAUUGCAGAACAGGAUUGAUGUAGUUUACAAACAUAUUAAGCAGUGCACCGAGAUCACGUAAAUACCUCAUUUGCGAGUCAGUAUUUGUGCAGAUGUGCUCAUAUUUCCACAAUUGUAGGUCCUGUGAUUGUUGUCAGCAUUGUUACUUUGUUGUCUUAUGUGAUUUUUAUAGGCUGCUGGGCGCAACAUAGGAUCUUUAGUUUAAUAAAAUUCUCAGUUCUUGUAAGUUCUUAUCCUGAUAGUAAAGCAUGAUGGAAAGUGAAUAAGAGGUUAUUUUCUUAGUCUAUUUGAAAAGUCUGCCCUUAUACUCUGUGAUGUUGAUAAAAAAUACAUAGUUUGGUUAAAUGCAUCAAGGCAAGUGCUGUAUGUGUAAACCGUGAGAUCCAAACAGUGGUUGAAAAUGUUUAACAGAGGGACAGGACUGCGGCCGACCGUGUAUAAUAAAAAUUAUUCUUUACAAUCAAAUGCCAGUGAUGACUAUUUAUUGCUAAACAUUACAACAAAAAUUAGAGUAUUUGAAAACUUUGUAUUUUAUAAUCAUGUAACGGAUCUCCGUACUAUUUUUGUUAAUCCCUUUUUAAAAUG
Triplophysa rosa is the source of this 1876-nucleotide messenger RNA. It is a transcript of the gene fjx1, whose product is annotated as four-jointed box kinase 1. The record is from RefSeq and is a predicted model, not a curated record. Gene Ontology annotation, biological process: cell-cell signaling. Lineage: Eukaryota; Metazoa; Chordata; Actinopteri; Cypriniformes; Nemacheilidae. The transcript has a single exon.